Messenger RNA from Rhododendron vialii, 2218 nucleotides. RefSeq lists its product as uncharacterized. NCBI's taxonomy places the organism in Eukaryota, Viridiplantae, Streptophyta, Magnoliopsida, Ericales, Ericaceae. Gene Ontology annotation, molecular function: protein binding. The record is from RefSeq and is a predicted model, not a curated record. The transcript is spliced from 9 exons. Bases 75 to 2105 code for a protein of 676 amino acids.
AUCCUCGCACCAAUGCUGUCUCUCUCUCUCUCUCUCUCUCUCUCACACACACACACAAACACAAACAGAGAUCAAUGGCGUCGACGAAACGCGAACCACCGGUAAAUGACUCAGUCGAGCCCGAAACGAAGAAGGCGAAGAACGUAUCCGACACCGCGGAGUCUUCCGCGCAACCGAAAUCCCACCCUCGUGUGGUGCUCAACCCUGCCGACUGCGAUUUAGAUUUUAAUAUUGAGGCCUCUGGCCUGGAAGGUUCUGGACUUCAUGAGCAAGGAUUCGCUUAUUGUUGGACUGGUGCUCGUGCCAAUGUGGGGAUUACUGGGGGCAAGUAUUGUUUCGGUUUCAAAAUCAUCUCAACUCAGCCAGUUGAUAUGGUAGACACAUCCCUUGAUCAGCAGCAUGUGUGCCGCCUAGGAAUCUCUAGAGGAGAUGAUAAGGUUGGAAACCUUGGGGAGACUGAGAACAGCUUUGGGUUUGGUGGCACCGGAAAAUUUUCUAAUGCAGGGAAGUUCUCAAAUUAUGGUGAAAAAUUUGGGGUUGGUGAUACAAUUGUUUGCGCUGUUAAUUUGGAAAACAAGCCAUCGCCUUUCAUAGGUUUCUCUAAGAACAGGAAAUGGUUGGGUACUGCAAGGUAUUUCAAUGCGGGAUCAAAUGGUCUAGGAAUAGUGGAUUCUCCAAUUAGAGAGCUACAGUGGGAAUCAGCACUUUUUCCGCAUGUAUUGUUGAAAAAUGUAGUGGUAGUGGCGCAGUUCAGUCUUGAUGAUGGACUUGUUCCUGAGGAAGGCUACAAACCUUGGGCUUCUGCUCUCGAGGAUGGAAAUGGGAUUAUGGGGCCCAUUUUCCAAAACCCAAGGGAUUGUGAAGUGAUGAUGAUGGUGGGUUUACCUGCUUCUGGCAAGUCUACGUGGGCAGAGAAAUGGGUGAAGGAGCACCCUGAAAAGCGAUAUGUUUUGCUUGGGACAAACCUAGCUCUGGACCAAAUGAAGGUGCCUGGACUGCUGCGCAAGAAUAAUUAUGGUGAAAGAUUUGAUCUACUGAUGGAUCGUGCGACUGGGAUAUUUAAUACCCUACUGUCCAGGGCUGCUAAGACUCCUUGCAAUUACAUUCUUGAUCAAACAAAUGUGUACAAGAGUGCUCGGAAACGUAAACUGAAGCCUUUUGCAGACUACCAAAAGAUUGCUGUUGUGGUUUUCCCGGAACCAGAAGAGCUCAAGGCUCGUGCUGUUAAAAGAUUCAAAGAAAUGGGGAAAGAGGUUCCGGCAGAGGCUGUGAAUGAAAUGUUAGCUAAUUAUGUUUUGCCUACAAGCAAGGACAUGCCUCGCGCAGAUGAGUUUUUUGAUCAGGUUAUCUUUACGGAACUGAACAGAGGAGAGACACAGAAAUGUUUGGACGAGAUGAAGCGUGCCCUAGCAUCUGGUGCAAAGAGUGUUUCACCUUAUUCUCGGGAAAGUUCUGUUCAGUCCCAUAACAGCUCUGCAAUGCAAAAUCCUGGAACUUAUCCAGGGUAUUCCCCUUGUGGUCCUGUUAGCAGCGGAUAUCAGCAAAGUUCAUAUUCAACUCAACCUCAACUGAAUUAUGACAAUCAAGUGAAUUCUGCAUAUCAUCGUAGUGGGCUUUCCAGAGUAAUGGAUUCUACACCUCUUGUUAAUCAAGGCUAUCAAACUCCUCCUGUGCUGAAUGCUCCUUAUCAGAGUUGCGACGGGUAUGAAAGCAGAGUAGCGAAUCCUGGGCUUGGUACUGACCCUUACCAGACUUAUGGUGUGGGUGGACCCUACCACCAUCCAAAUAUUGAAAGAAGGAAUUUGAUUCCUGGUGGUGGAACUAGCCCUUACCAGAGUGGCAUGGUUGAACCCUAUCCAAGGCCUUUGUUCAGCACAUAUGGUGAACAUACUGGCUUCCCAGGGCUGGGCAUUUCCCAAGGUAAUCUGCAAGCUUCACAAUCAACAUUCGUGCCCAGUCCUUCCCCAGCAUACGGUAGGUUCACCUUAUGGAACUCCAGUUCCAAGGCCUCCAUAUGCAAAUCUUCCUUAUGUUAUGCAGCAGCCCCAUGGAUAUGCCCUACCUCGUCCUGGGUACAACUGACUGCCCAGACGCCGGAUAAUUGAAGCAUCAAAGUUCACAUUUAUGCAUAGGGAAAAGGAGAAAGCUAUAAGUAUCGCAGGAGUUGACGGAUAGAACUAUAUAUGAUCAUAAUAGAUUGGUAAAAAACUAACUGAAA